Messenger RNA from Homalodisca vitripennis (glassy-winged sharpshooter), 601 nucleotides. RefSeq lists its product as uncharacterized. NCBI's taxonomy places the organism in Eukaryota, Metazoa, Arthropoda, Insecta, Hemiptera, Cicadellidae. The transcript has 4 exons. The record is from RefSeq and is a predicted model, not a curated record. The coding region runs from base 11 to 601 and encodes 196 amino acids.
UAGUGAGCUGAUGAACAUUGACGGGGUGGAUCAAUGGCCCAGUAUGUCCCAGGGGGUGGCUACAACCAGAACCGAAGUCCUCCACAACAUCGAUGACAUCUACGGCAGCUCAGCUCUCACAGUGGGCGAUUGGAAAAUAGUCAAAGGAACCAACUACAAAGGCCAGUGGGAUGGAUGGUAUGGCCCAAGCGGUCGAGAUGAUACACCUUACGAUAUAGAAAGAGUCAUCAACAGUCCUGCAGGCCGGGCAGCUGCUUCCGUCAACCACCCUAUUUUCCGAGAAAAGGCAUUGAAGAUGCGCUCGAAACUGGAUGUCCAGUGUACACAAGAAGUGAUACAAUCUCCAUGUCUACCUCUAAUACACCCGUGUCUGUUUAAUGUCAGGGCGGACCCUUGUGAACUAAAACAAUUUAGCCGAUCGUCGCAGCUCAGUGCUAUCAACACGACAGCUGUACCUCCUGGAAACUUGCCGAUCGACAAACACGGAGAUCCUCGUCUGUGGGACCACACGUGGACCAACUUUGGUGACUAUAGCAGCAGCAAUGAUGUCGACAUGGCAGUGGAUCUGCCCCAAGGUACUGUUGCUGUCCAAGAAACAUAA